GUCACACUGGUGACGUUUUAGUGAAGAAGUUGUGUUGUUUUUUUUUAUUUCAUUUCGUUCAAUUUUCGUUUGCCAUUCGUCAUCGCUUUCGUUGGAGUGUUCUGCUAAAAGUGUUUUUGUGCGCCGUAAAGUUUGAUCUUUUGCAUAGCUUUCUAAGAAACGGAACUUCCGGAAUCCGGAUGAGCGAGCCAAAACGGUAAAAGUCGUCGGUUGUUCCGUUCAACGUCCGCCUGUUGCAUCUCUCCCUCUCUUUCCCGCUGCGCUGGAAUUGGGGUGGAGCUCGCCCCCUCUCUUUCGCGCGUCCAUUCAGCUGUUGCGUUCGCGUGCGUGUGUGUGAGUGUGCGUAAUAAGAUUUUCAUUCUAAAGGAAAAUACGCUAUAUUUCACUAGUUUUCGGCCAAAUAAACGUGCUUGUUGGCCAAGAUAUACUCCAAGCUGAGGAGAAAAGGCUUUAUAUAACUCGAAGUGCUUUCCACCUUUGUGCGUUUGCCAGCUUUUCUUCUCAUCCAUUCGGCCAACUUGUUUUGUCCGCCUGCGAGUGUGUUGGUGUGACGCGUUACCUUCAUGUUAAGCAUUACCUAAAGAUGCUGUGAUGGCGAAGAUGGCAUCAGGAGAUCUAUCGCUGACUAGCACGAGUAGCCAGGAGGAAGAGAGCUCGGAGUAUGUGGGCUAUGAUAAUACCCUCAGACCGCCGUCCAACUCCAGCGGCAGCACCACAGCUGCCAACAUGUCCAACAACAAUGGGCCCUCAAAGGGCGUCAAUAGCGGAGUGGGCGUGUCGGGCAUUUCCGGUGGAAAGGGCGCCAACUACGAUAUACUGCAGGCGCAGUACAAGUCCGCCCUUCUGGAGCUGAAUACCUUGCGCCACCAGCAUGCGAGUACAAAGCGGCGGUGCGAUGAGUUAGCUACGGAACUAACUCUAUACCAGGAGCACUACGUGGCCGAUCGCAACAAGUUCACGGAUAUGGUGGAGGAGAGCGCCAGAUUUAAGCGUUUGCUGCUGGAAACCCAAAACCAACAGAGCCAGCAGGCCCAGAAUGGAAACAACCAAGUGCCGCCAGUCGGCAGUGGGAAUCCUUAUUACUUUGGCAAGACGCAGGGAUGCGAUGGAAGCUGUAUUGAGAAGCUGGCCGAACUGAAGAAGGAGCGAAAUAUGGUCGCCGUGGAGAGGGAGAAGUACAAGAAGUCCUACAUCGAGCUGGAAAAGGAUCGCAACUACUAUCGGGAGCGAGGCGAUGAAAACCAGAAACUGAAGGUUCUACUUUCUCAGGAGAGUAAGAAUGUGCUUUCCCUUACCGAGGAGCUAAAUCAACUGCUCUCCGAGAAGGACAACGUGCUGCAGGAGCACCAGAAGAUGUCCGACGAUCUGGUUCUGGCCAACAAGGAAAUUGAACGGCUCAAAAAAGACGAACAGCUUGCCAGGGCCGAAAUCAAGGUUCUACAGCUGGCCAACGCGGACCUUAAAAAGCGCGAUCUUCUGAAGUCUCGCGAUAGCUCGUGGUCAAAAGAAUUUCCAAGUGGGAAGGAGCUGGAGAACAGCAAGGAACUGGAAAAGCUGCGCAAGAGCCUAGAAAAGGCUCUCUCGGAGGUAGAGCGUUCAAGCCAGGAUGCCGAAGAAGCAAAGCGCGUGCGGGAUUGGGCCAUAUCGCAACGUGAAAAGAUCGUGCAGGAGCGGGAUUCAGUGAAGACGCUCUGUGACAAGAUGCGCCACGAGAGAGAUAAAGCCAUCUCAGACUCCCUGAUGGCCAUCCGAGAUAGCGAGAAGAUUAAAAAGCAGAAGGACGAAGCGCAGAAGAAGAUCGACUUGCUGAAAGAACAAAUGGAGCAGCAGGAGCGCCAAAAUCUUGACAGUAAUGCCUCCGGGUCCCGACGCAGUUUUCGCCUAAGCAGUUACGAGGGUGAGGAUCUCCUGGAAGUCGAGCUGUCCGGCUACGAGCACACAUCUGACCUUGGCAUCAUCCUGGAUGACAGCAACAAGCGAAAACUGGUGUGUGGCGUAACCAGCAGUUCACCCGCAUGCGGGAAGCUCAAGAUCAACGAUGUAAUCUGCAAGGUGAACAACUUGGACUGCCAGUCUUUGUCGAAGCGGAUGGUUCUUGACGAGAUCCGCGCCUGUGCUCCUCGUUCCCUCCUGCUCGUUUCCCGAACUCGUCACAGCAAGCGGCACGCCUAUUCUGUUCAGCUAAAGACUAGGGAUAGGGAUUGCCCGCAUGGCCUGCAACUGGACAUGGGAGUGUUCAUUGCCAAGAUCGAGCAGAACACGCUAGCCUUUUACGAACCUGAGCUGGACGUUGGCGACCGAGUGUUAAGCAUUAACAACAAGUCGAUGGACUCGGUGCAAUCUAUCGAAGAGGUUAUGCAGCUGCUCAAUAAUCCCCGCAACGAUGGACUGAAUCUGUAUGCCCUGAAAUACGUGCAGGAUCAGUUACCCCCGGGAAUGACCACCUCGUCGGCGCAGACAGACUCCAUUGACUGCAUGCAGCAUGUUUCGAGUGCCGGUGGAGGAAGUGGGCCCAGUAGCGCCACCAAACAUCCGUCCAGGUUCGCGGAAUUUUUCUUCCGAAAGCUUAAGUUCAGCAAGCCGGGCACGCCAGAGGAUAACUUUGAGCAAGAGCACGACGACGCCAUCGCUGCUUUGGAUUCGGUGCUCAGUGAAAACAGCUCUGAGAAAAGCAAGGAGAAUCUGUUCAACCGCAAAAAGCGCACCAAGAAGGAGAAGGAGGCCUCCAAGAGCAUGGGCACCUGGCCGCGGACAAACAUCUCGCACGAAAACCCAACGGGCACCAUGCGAGGCAAUGAGAAGAAGCGUGCUCUGAUGUCGCUGUUUACAGCCGGUCCGAUCAAUGUGGACAAGGAUGACGAGCUGAUGGGCGAUGUUGGAGUGCCGGAAAAGCAGCCAGCAGCGUUGAUCCAGGACCAGUUGCCUCCACCGCUGCCCCCACAAAUGUCAAAGCCACUGGCCCACAUUCGCGGAUCCAAUGGGGGCGCUAUAAAGACGCAUCCAAACCGCAAUUCUAAUCCGGUGAGCUCGGGAGUCUCGGCAUUGUUUCCCCCCGGACCCUCCAAUGGAAUGCCCACCGCUGGUUAUCCCACACAUCCGAGGCAUUCGCUAUACGGGGUGACUGCCGAGGAGAUCAACCAAAAGCCGAUUCAGCGAGCCCCCUUGAUGGGCGCCAAUGCCAGGGUUAAAAUGCCCUCACAGGAGCGCUACGGAACCAGGCCGCACAGUAACCAUCGCCUGUCGCUAAAUAUCACACCCAGCGGGGAUUUCUACCAGCCCAAGACCAGUGGUCAGCAGGCCCAGCAGCAAGUUAUGAACGCCUCGUCGGCCUCGGCGGGCUUUGGAGUAGGAUCGGGAUCAAUGGGCGGUGGAACGGGUCCGGCGGCCGGAGAGUUUCCAGUGCGCAAGCAACAGAUCUAUGACGUCUUCCAUCCGCCUCCACUGCCCAAAAACAGCUCAGGAUCGAAUCCCAAUGCUGUGUUUAUGCCACUUAAUCCGCCCAGGGGCAGUCACCCGCUGCCCGUUGGACAACCGCCGGACGUGGUGUCCCUGAAAUCGCAGAACUCUAUAGAGUCAAUACUGUCUGCCAAGAGUCCCGCUAUCAGCGAAUACGGGAUGUACGCCAAGCGCCAUGUGCCGCAGGCAGUGAGGCAUGUGCCGAAGUACCCGAGUGACAGCGAGAGCAUUGGCUCCGGAGUUCACGGAGGAUAUGGCGGGUUUCUCCAGUCCACCCAUAUGCCAGGAAAUAGACACACGCAGCUCUUCCCCACUUUUGGACCCGGUGGUCGAGGCAACCGGAGAUCCAGUCCAUUGACCCUGCCCUCACCACCGCCUCAGCAGCAGUUGCAACAGCUCCCUGCGGCGACGGCACCGCACGACAGCGUUGGAAUACCCACCGAUCUGGACUACCAUCCGCACCAUCACACGCAGACCAACCCGAUGCCGCAUCCACAUCCCCAUCCGCAUGCUCCUUACUUGGAUUAUGGACACGGUCCCUAUCCAUAUAUGGGGGUGGGCGGAGGAGUCCCUGGAGUUGGUGGAGCUAUCUAUGAAGGCGGAACAUUUCCGCGCAAGAAAGACAAUCAGCGGUUAAGGAUUCCAUCAAAUCCCAGUGUGGCCAGCAAGAGCAGCAGUAUGGUGAAGAACAGCUCUGGCAGCAUCGACCACCACUAUGUGACGAGCACGGGACCUGCCUCCGGAGGAUCCAUGUCUUCGGAUCGCGCACCUAUGUCACUGAUGAGCUCCAGUAUUCACAACAGUUACGGUGCAAAUAUGGCAGGAGGAAAUGGAACUGGAUCGGGCGUAGGAGUGGGAGGAGGCGGUGGAGGAGGAAGUGGCCGCGGUUCGCCCAUGCCGCAGGUCCAUGUAGAGGUGCUCAGCCAUGGAGGCGGCGGAAGUGGCAAGCGCAACUCCAAUGUGCCUGCGGAUUUUCUGUGCCCCGGAGACCUUAGAAGAGUCACCAUCGACAAGCGCGACAAGUCGCUAGGUAUCACCAUUCAGUGCAACAACAACGGCGGCGGAAUAUUUGUUUCAACCGUCGCUGACAAAAGCACCGCGAUGCGUGCCGGUCUCCAGGUGGGCGAUCAACUCUUGGAAGUAUGUGGUAUUAAUAUGCGAGCGGCCACGCAGGAGAUUGCGGCCAACGUGCUGCGGCAGUGCGGCGACUCCUUCACAAUGCUCGUUCAGUACAAUCCGGAGAAGUUUCCUUCAAUUGAGUACGAGGGAGCACACAACAUGGAACCAGAAUCUCCCGUCAACCAUUCGGGCUCCCCGACUCCGCGCAACUCUCCGCGUCCUCCUGCCCGCAAUUCGCUCUUCCCGUUGCCGAUGCAACCGCAGGUUCCAUCAACGAGAUCCGGCUCGAGAGCUCCUCUGUCGCAUCAGUCGAUCAAGGACCAGAGCUUUACCGACAGCCUGGAGAACCAGUCGGAUAUCAGCAGCAGUCAGGACAUGCCUUCAUCGGCGGCCACUACCACCACAACGACUGCCUCGGCCACCUCGACGGUGUAUGAUGAGGAACCCAAGCCAUCCUUGCCGCCGCCACCUGCAUCCGUUCCAGCAGAGACUCUAAGGUAUGUCACUCUGCACAUGGACAAGUCGAAGAACCUGGGAAUUAAGUUAUUUGGGGGCAACAAAGUUGGCAUCUAUGUGCACGACGUCGCUGCGGGAUCGCCUUCUGAUCAUGCAGGAAUUCGCAAGGGCGAUCAAAUACUAGAGUACAAUGGUGUGGAUCUGAGCGGAGUCACCGCUGAGCAGGCAGCCAAUGAGAUUUCAAAGCUUACGGAUACGGUCACCAUGCUGGUGCAGAAUAAAUUACACACCCUAAAGCAAAUUAAAGACGAGCCUGGCGACUCCUUUUAUAUUCGCGUGGGGUUUGACCGGACUGGUGAGUUGAACGAGGACGAUUUGCGCUUUGUUAAGGACGAGGUGCUCUACGUGGAUAAUACGGUUUUUAAUGGCACCUUUGGUUUGUGGCGAGCCUGGAAGCUGGAUGCCAUGGGCCAUCGGAAGGAGUGCGGCAUAAUACCCAGUCAAAUGAAGGUGGAAGAGGAACUUCGAUCGGGUGAGGUGGUGGAAUGUGAUACGGGCACUGCUAGACGCGGCAGCACUUCGGCCAGGAGAUCAUUUUUUCGUCGCAAGAAAAACCAGCGCAGCUCGUCUCGCGACUCCACGGAGAUUGCCAGUUUCAGCAACACACAGCUUAGCUUCUUUCCAGACUUAGGUCUGCUCAACGAUGAUGGUGGAGCUCUUAGCUACCAGCGUGUAGAGCUUUUAGAUUCUCCCAUUCGCCGGCCCGUGCUGAUCAUCGGACCGUUGUCCGAAUGUCUUAUAGAUCGCCUUAAAAUUGACUUCUCCAACCUCUUCAAACUGUGCGAGGUGACGGCCAUGGACUGCUCGCAGGAGGCCAUGGAGGAGGGUCUGAAAGAAAACAUCUUUGUGGACUACCGGCGGAAGGCCAACAAGUUUGAAUGCACCACUGUGGAGGCCAUUAGCAAUGCCUGUAAAAAUGAUCGACGUCACUGCAUCCUUGACGUUUCUAUCUCCGCCGUAGAGCGUCUGCAGCGCCUACAAAUCUAUCCAAUUGUCCUCUUGCUGCGCUUCAAGUCCGCAAAGCAAAUCCGCGAUAUUCGCGACUUUGGCACCGACAAAAUCCCAGCCAAGGCGGCCAAGGAGAUGUACGAGCGGGCCAUGAAGCUCGAGACCGACUACAAGCAGUACAUAUCAGCCGUAAUCCCCGGCGUCAGUAUCAAGCACAUGUGCACCCAAAUCAAGGAUGCCGUCGACAAGGAGCAGGACAAGCUGCUUUGGGUGCCCGUAUCGAGUGGUUGAUCCAAUCGGAUCGCCGCCUGAACAAUUUGGACUUAGGAGCAUCCUAGUUUUAGUUAUUAGCACACAACGCGACACUCACGAUUAGUAUUUUUCAAUGCGCAUCAAUAGUAUCAAGUUCGUAUUUGUUUUGUUCAACGCAGAGUAUUCAAUUGGCGCCAACUUGCAAGUUAGAAGUUAGGGCGCGGUAUUUCUACCUGUUUCUUGUCUCUGUCACCUAAUUAAUGUCUAUAGACUUACUUUUUAUUUGCGGUUAGUCUGACCGCUCUGACAGCAAAAUAUGGUCAGCUUUGAUCACAAACAUGGAAAAUGCUUCCACAAUUUAUAUAUCUAAUUUAUAUAUACCGUUUGGAACCCGAUUUUCUUCUCUGGCGACAUUCUUCGCCAAAAGUCUGUUUGUAUGCAAUGAAUUAUUAUGUAAUUGUAAGUAAGCGCAACUAUAUUUUAUAUUAUUUACCCAAACGAUUCGAUUAACUCGGUGGCAAUAGAGUGUGGCUUUAAACCAUUCAACUGUUUAACUGUGUAUAUUAAAUAGUUUCGACUAAUCCAAUUUCCUUUAAGAACUGUUUCAAAAUCAAGCUUUACUUAAAACUUUUCUUAUUCUGGCAACUGCCUUUGCCCGACUAGGAAAUUAAAAACACGACUAGUUAGGCAACAUUAGAAGUUUUAUUUAAAUGAGUGAUAGACGAAAUGCUAUCACUAGCCUUAAGUGGUAACUGGUUAAACUGAAAUGAAGUGCCUUAAAUGCCUUCAAAUUGCUAAAAAAAUAAACCCUUUUCUACAAAACAAAUACAAUUUAUAAAUCUAAUUUAUCAUCGUACCCUUGUAUUCAUUAAAGAGUAAACAGUAAUAUAUCAACGUAUUAAAUACAAUAAAAUCUAUUUUAUACAU
Drosophila teissieri is the source of this 7218-nucleotide messenger RNA. RefSeq names its product disks large homolog 5 (gene Dlg5). NCBI's taxonomy places the organism in Eukaryota, Metazoa, Arthropoda, Insecta, Diptera, Drosophilidae. The transcript has 10 exons. Bases 592 to 6330 code for a protein of 1912 amino acids. Gene Ontology annotation, molecular function: protein binding. The record is from RefSeq and is a predicted model, not a curated record.